Messenger RNA from Symbiodinium necroappetens, 389 nucleotides. Lineage: Eukaryota; Dinophyceae; Suessiales; Symbiodiniaceae. The record is from the annotation of a GenBank genome assembly.
AUGAAGCGAAGGAGGAGCGUGGGGCGGCCGAGGACGGGCCAGCGAAAGCCACCCAGGAGGAGCCUAAGGAAGCGGAGGCAGAGGAGGCCGAGGCGCGAGACAGCGCGGAGGGAGGCGAGGAAGAGGACGACCAGGCAGAGGACGAGCGGGGAGGCGGGGAACGAGAGGCUGAGGAGGGCGAAAGCCAUGAAGACGAAGAGAGACAGCAGAAGGCGCCGAUCGAAGACGGGGAUUCCGCUGGCCAGGAGGCUCAGGAGGGCGAAAGCCAGGAAGACAAAGAGCGACAGCAGAGGGCGCCGGUCGAAGACGGGGAUUCUGCUGGUCAGGAGACAGCACCCCAUGUUCCGAGAGAAGCAGCGCGACGAAAAAGAAGGCGCAGACGAACGAAA